UUUGUAAUAUAUCUUGUCUUUGAAUCCAAAUAGAAAAUAUUAAUAAAACAACUCAGCGAAGGAUUUGUGUUUUGUUUUUUUUUGGUGCAAUGAAAAAAAGUCAAGUUCCAAUAAAAGCAUAAUAAAUAAGUUUUAACAUUAAUUAAAUAAUGGAGCAGCAACAACAGAAAAGUGCUGCUCACGUUUCUAAAUUAUUUGUCUGUACAACUGUUGACUGUAAAGAUGACAUUGAAGAGAAAUUUGAGCGAGCGUUUAUUAAUCUCCAGUUGCAAAUCGGUGGACUUGAUGAAAAGGAGAUGCACGAUACAUUGUCGCAGAUCGUGUGUAAAGACAAGCAGCACGAGGAGAUUUCUAUUGGUUUUCUCUAUAUAAUGUUAACUGAUCCUGCCACAGCUCCUAAAACAUACCGAGACGUAACACUUGUAGCUAGAGAUGGAAUGAAUGGUAUAGUUGCAAACCUCACUGUGCUAGUCGCCGAGAAAUAUGCUAAGCUAACGGAUAUAGCGCGGAGACAAUUAAUAUGGGUGUUACGGGAAUUCGUUAAACAUCAAGUACUUAGUGUCGAAAACGUUAUUUGGAACUGUCUUCGACAGGCUGGCGGAGGAGAUGCGUCCCACAAAAAUCUUUUUCUUAUCGAGAGCCUUUUGGAUAUUUUUAUCGAGUAUAGAACUUGGUUAGAAGGCAAUCCAUUUCUUGUACAGUCCACCGUUUACAGUUACGUCCGCAUUAUAGAGGACCACGCCAACCCUGCAUUGAUGCCUCUCCGUCAAAAAGAAGUGAAGUUUACAAUAUCGUUGAUAAGGGAACGUUUCCAUGAUGUUAUACCUCUAGGAAGGGAUUUUGUACGCCUGUUACAGAACGUAGCCCGCAUUCCAGAAUUCGAGCAACUAUGGCGAGAUAUUCUUUAUAAUCCAAAAAGUUUACAUCCGACAUUUACCGGAAUAUGGCAGUUGCUACAAAUUCGGACAAGUAGAAGGUUUCUUCAAUGUCGUCUUUUACCAGAGAUGGAACGAAAAAUAAGCUUUUUAGCAUCGUCUGUUAAGUUUGGCAAUCAGAAAAGAUACCAAGAUUGGUUCCAGGAUAAAUAUUUCGCAACACUGGAGUCUCACAGCUUACGGUCAGACUUGAUUCGAUUUAUUAUAAAUGUAAUACAUCCAACAAAUGAUAUGCUGUGUUCAGAUAUUAUACCGCGAUGGGCCAUAAUAGGUUGGCUUAUUUCGUCGUGCACCAAUCCGAUUGCAUCAGCAAAUGCAAAGUUGUCCUUAUUUUAUGAUUGGUUGUUUUUUGAUCCUAUAAAAGAUAAUAUUAUGAACAUAGAGCCUGGGAUUCUUGUUAUGUACCACUCUAUUAGAAAUCAUCCUUUUGUCAGUAGCACGUUACUUGAUUUCCUAUGUCGAAUUACAAAAAAUUUUUGUGUUUCUCAUGAAGAUAAAAUUCGAUUGGGUGUCAAUAAUUCGUUAAAAUUGAUUCUGGAAAAGCAGGUUAUACCAAAUAUACAGCCCCUUUUUGAGUCGCCGAAGCUUGAUAGAGAACUGCGUAGUUUAAUACGGGAAAAUUUUAAAGAGUUUGUUUCACCAGCUACCAGUAUCGGUCAACCCAUUUACCCAUUAGUUUACCCAAGUCCUGUUCAAUUUUUAAAAAAAGACUGCGAUCAGCGAACGUUUCAUGGUGUACCAGAAAACGUUGAUCUAAUGGGAACUGGGCCUAACAGUAAUAAUGAAACCACCUUAUCUUUGGUAGAUGAGUGUAAUAAAAUUGCACCGACGCCAACGGACCUAGAAAUUGAAAGUGUUUUUAGCGACGAAAUGUCCGAAAAUUUGAAGAAAAUAAAUAAAAUCGACGAGAACACUGAUGACGAUGAUGACUUGCCCUUGUCAAAGGUGAGACUAAAGGAAAAACCUAAGGUUGAAUUGCACGAAUCAAUAGCUGAGUCGUUUGAAGCAUUUAUUACAAAGCGGAACUCAUAUACAUGGGAAGCAUUUUUAAAAGAUUUUCGGCCAUUACCAGCCUCUGCUUUUGAGGAGUCGCAGCUUAACUACGUGAUAUCCAAUACUGUUGCAAUUCUACGAGAGACUUUGCCGCAACAAAAUAUUUUUUCAGAGAGCAAGACUGAAGAAAAAUAUUUGGCGAAGAGUAUUAGUUACCCCUUGUAUGGACUGUUUCGAUUUCUUUAUGAAAACGACGAAAAAAGUAAAAAGCCAUUUCAAAUGUUACUUUCUGAAAUAUGCGAACGCAUACCUGAAAUUGGAUACUUGCUACUGUACUUUAUGAAAACUUAUUGCAAGCUUCAAACGCGAAAAAAUUCCCAGCAAGCAUAUCAAUUUAAAAUCAGUAUUUACCGACAAAUUUGCGAUGCGGUAGAUGAUAAGAUCGGCAAUUGCUUGGUGCGAGACCUUGAUCUGCUUGAAAGGGAAAACACUAAUAUUUUUUUGUGGCUACUUCCGGACGUAUACAGAGAGUUUAAGUCAAUAGCCACCAAUAACACAGAUCUUUUGCGAAUUACACUUCGCUGCAUAGAUGCUAAAAAUGUCCGCGAUAUCAUAUACUCGGUAGCCCAAGGAAAGCUUACAAUCUUUAAACAAGAUGGACUUAUUGAUUGUAUUAGAGAAAGUCUUGAGUUUGAGACCUACGAACAGUUUUGCCUAUGGCAAAUUGUUCAAGCUCAUGAUGUGCCAUUAAAAAGUAUUCAGGACCUACUACCAGAACUGGAAGCUGGAAGUCACCCCGAAGCAUUAAGUCACUUUCUAUUGUUGUUAAAACAUGAAGAACCAACGAAUGAAAUAAUUCGAUUAAUGCUUAGCAGAGAAGCAAAGUCAAGGGGUGAUCCCUUCGUAACCUCUUCAUUAAGAUUUUGGUGCCAACGGUACGAAGAAAAGCUGUCUGAAAUCAUUGCGUCUCUGCUGACAUCAAAAUAUCCGGGUUCAUCUCCUAACAAACGAAAACGUCCUUCUAAGGGGAAUCCCAUUGCCAGUACAACUCCCUCUGCUGAUCAAAUUUUAAACCAUCUAGAGCAUUAUAGAAGAAGUUGUAGACAUGGAACCGGUACAGGGCUUUAUGUUCAUGAUAUGAUGCAGCGCGCAUUGCAAACAGCUUACUCUCAUAGUAACGAAAGCACGAAGAAGCAGUUCAGCGAUCUUUUUGCACUGGCCGCAGAAGACGAUACUACAGCUGUUGGCCGACGCGGAGGAAGUGGCCGUGGGCGUAAGCAACCAGUCAGUAAAAAGGAAACCCUUAUUCAUAACUCAUCAAACAAAAAAAACUCGGAAAUUUCCAAAACUAUAUUCUCCUCAGAUGAAAAUUCUAGUGAGGAAGAUUGGUCAAAAAUUAAGACACAAGCGGCUAAAAAAAGGAAAAAGGCUAAUAAUGAUUCUGACUGACAUUUUAAGUUUUAUCAAUGGUUACUUGUUGGUUCGCAGAAAAACGUUUGAAAUUGAGUCAUUGGGUUUUUUAAUAAGAAAUUUAAUUAGUUUAAUACAAGUUUUAACUUAAAAAACUAAAAAUGUAGUAAGUUUAUAAAUAAAGCUAAACAAAUUAGA
Drosophila ficusphila is the source of this 3536-nucleotide messenger RNA. RefSeq names its product integrator complex subunit 3 homolog (gene IntS3). The transcript is spliced from 11 exons. The coding region runs from base 150 to 3377 and encodes 1075 amino acids. The record is from RefSeq and is a predicted model, not a curated record. Gene Ontology annotation, cellular component: cytoplasm. NCBI's taxonomy places the organism in Eukaryota, Metazoa, Arthropoda, Insecta, Diptera, Drosophilidae.